UAUUACGCAUCAGGUGUAUAAAAAUUAGUAGAAACUUAGAUCAUCUCUUACUUAUUCAAUGAUUUCUCAUCGUAUAGGUUGACAAAAGAAUGGGUGUGGUUGAAAGUACUAUUAAGGAUUCCUCUGCCCUUCAUUCAGCUCUACUAAAGCAUGGGUCUGAGCUUCGUCAAAUUGCAAUCAUUUCACAUGAGCAUUUUCUCUCUAUUGUGAAAGGCCUUAAUGAUUUAACAACUGCUUUCACAGACAACAAUGGCAAACAACUCCAUUUCCAAGUAAAGAAAGAUACAGAUUCUACUAUAUUCUGGAAAGGCACUGUCAGAAUAAGAUGUAUCAAGAUAAAUACAGUAACAAAGAUGAGGGAAUCCUCAAGGCUUUUGAACUUGAAACAAUUCCUAAGGCUGUACAGAGAGAUCAUGUCCCAAGCUACUACAUAUUCUAUAGGACUGCAGGGCCAAGGGGCCAGCCAACCAGACCUUUGUGCUUCAAUGAUUCUCACAGAAGUAGAUUGUGCCCCUACAGUUGACAGUGAAUGUCCCAUUUGUAUGGAACACAAGGCAGAUGUAGUUCUGAGUUGUACACACAGUUAUUGCGAACAGUGCAUUAGCCAAUGGAGUGCUGAUCAUGAGAAUUGUCCGAUAUGUCGAGCAAAAGUCACAACGAAUGAUGAAUCAUGGGAAUUAACUGAGAAACCAGAUGCAUCGGAGAUUUCUGAAAUGACCCCAGAGGUCAAAGGUUAUCUUAUUGGACUGGCAGAUAAGUCGGGAGAACCAAAUAAUGAAGAUGCUUCCGUUGGUCAUUGUCAUUCCCCGCAAGAUGAUAAACAGGACAAGGAGUCCUUUCAGGGAACGCUAUGAAUUCCAAUUGCAAAAUUAAUCAAAAUCAAUACAACUCUUAUACAGGAAAUACUUGAUGAUAGAAGAGAAGGUGACCAGAUAUUUCUGUUUUGUGCCAGUAAUGCAUUUUAAUUUAUCAGGGUCUCUCUAGCUCUGUAUCUCAAGUUUGUGAGCAACUCUGAUUUAUCAUAAGCCAAAAUGUGUCCCUGGCCACUGCAUUCUCCAAGAAAGUGAUGUGUAUUGAAGGAAAAGAUUAUUGACUUGGGAAAUACAUGUUCAUUUUCCCCUUUGUAAAAUUUAUAAAAGGUUGCAUUAUCUCAUGGACAUUUUAGUAACUUUAUUAAUGAAGACAAUAUCUUCACAAAUACUUGCUUGGCACAAAUACUUGGACAUCAAUGCUUUUUGUGCACGUUUAAUAUUAAUAUCUAUGCAU
Messenger RNA from Owenia fusiformis, 1266 nucleotides. The record is from the annotation of a GenBank genome assembly. Lineage: Eukaryota; Metazoa; Annelida; Polychaeta; Sabellida; Oweniidae.